Messenger RNA from Mangifera indica (mango), 1298 nucleotides. Its product is annotated as ABSCISIC ACID-INSENSITIVE 5-like protein 1. Gene Ontology annotation, cellular component: nucleus. Gene Ontology annotation, molecular function: DNA-binding transcription factor activity. Lineage: Eukaryota; Viridiplantae; Streptophyta; Magnoliopsida; Sapindales; Anacardiaceae. The coding region runs from base 103 to 1185 and encodes 360 amino acids. Gene Ontology annotation, biological process: positive regulation of DNA-templated transcription. The record is from RefSeq and is a predicted model, not a curated record. The transcript has 5 exons.
ACCACUGAAACUCCUCCAGUGGUCUUCAUAUUCCCCCUUUUCGUUUCUUUGUUUCCUCCGCUCGCCACAUUUUACUCUUCCUCACAUUCACAUUUGCAGAAAAUGGCACUAGCUGAAUCAACACCAGUUGCAUAUGGCGUCCACCAGCUAGAACCAGUGCAGCAUCAAUCACAACAAGAAGAACCCAUCAAUGGCGAUAGUUCUGCAUCACCAUUGAACAAACAAAGCUCCAUCUUCUCACUUACUCUCGACGAAAUUCAACUCAAAAGUGGCAAGAGUUUCGGUUCCAUGAACAUGGAUGAAUUCCUCAUCAACUUAUGGAACUUUGGAGAAAAUAAUAAUCAAGUCACUUCGUCUUCGAAACCCAAACAAACCGAACCAAAUGACAACAACAACGAUAACAAUAAAAUGCUAGUCGAAAACCAGCCCACAUUGACCCGCCAAAAUUCAUUUUCCAUCCCAAUUCAACUCUGCAAGAAAACUGUAGAGGAAGUAUGGUCAGAGAUCCAAGGGGACAAUCCAUCGCAUCUAAAAAUCACUGACCAUGAACCGCCUCAGCGCCAGCAAACCUUAGGAGAGAUGACAUUGGAGGAGUUUUUGAUCAAAGCUGGAGUUGUACGAGAAGCUGUUGCAGCAGCAGUGAGACCUAGUAAUAGUAAUACCAUUGAUCAUCAUCAACCCAAUAUGGUGGCUCCGCCGACGAUGCAAAGCAGCAAUGCGAAUUUUGGGAUGGGGCCAAUGAUGGCACUAGGAUAUUCCUCUCACCAAAAUAUGGGCAGUAAUUUGUUAAUGAAUAAUUAUAUAACCUACCCUAUCUACACACCAUCGAAUAAUACUGAAAAUGAGAAGAGCCAUGGCAUGGGGGUGGAGAAUGGUUUGAAAAGCCACAAGAAGAGAAUCAUCGAUGGUCCACCGGAGGUUGUGGUCGAGCGACGGCAACGGAGAAUGAUCAAAAACCGAGAGUCUGCUGCACGAUCUCGUGCAAGGAAACAGGCUUACAGAGUAGAGCUGGAACUAGAGUUGAAUCAGCUUAGAGAAGAGAACGAAAAGCUCAAACAAAUUGUGAAGGAAUACGAGGUGCAGCGAUUACAGGAGAUUUUGAAAAGGGUGAAGGCGUCGAGAAAGGCAAGAAGGAAGGGUGAAAAUUUGAGGAGAAUGAAGAGGAGUGCGAGCGCAACAUGGUGAAUUUGAUUUGGAUCUCACAAAUAACAAUCCAUAAAACAAUGAAACUAUCUGUGCAACUUUUAUGCAUAAUUCUAUACACAAACAAUGACGUGUCAUUAUUUGAUUGGAUAUUA